Molecule: messenger RNA, 5300 nt
Organism: Macadamia integrifolia
Lineage: Eukaryota; Viridiplantae; Streptophyta; Magnoliopsida; Proteales; Proteaceae
Product: putative disease resistance protein RGA3
Exons: 7
Coding region: 257-3883 (1208 amino acids)
Biological process (GO): defense response to other organism
Molecular function (GO): ADP binding
Source: RefSeq, a predicted model, not a curated record
GCCAAACAAACGAGAAACAGAGAAUGGGAAACACGAGAGCGGCUAAAGCAGAGGUCGAAUAGUCCAAUACCCAUUUCUUGUAUAUAGUAACAGAGGUCAUACACCAUGGAUUCCAUACGUAGCUGACCUUUGUUUUUUUAUUUUGGCUGAGGUCUGGAGUGCCCUUUUAUACAGAAACCAUUUGAUUUAUUUCUUCCAUCAUUUGCUCCUUAGUGUCUUCCUCAGUUGUAGAGAGUUGAAAGAAUCCCACGAAUACAUGGCAAGCAGACUCAGUGGAGAAGACAUUGUUGUGUCUCCCACUGUGCAGGCGAUUCUUAACAAAUUAGAGCAACCUUUGUUAAUUGAUUUUGGAUCGAUGUGGAGCAUUGAGAGAGAGCUAUUGGAGCUCCACCGCACCGCAGAGAGAAUCAAAGCAGUUCUUGAAGUGGUAGAGAACAAGCAAAGAAAUGACGGGCUUUUAAAACUCAGCCUCAAAGAACUUAGAGAUGAAGCUUACUACACUGAUGAUAUGCUGGAUGAGUUUCUUUAUGAAACUCUCAAACUACAAGGUGAGAGAAUUCGUGGCAAGAAGAGGAAGCAGGUACCCGCCUUUCUUUCCUUUUCUUUGAAUGAUAAUCAAUUGUUACGUCAACGUGAUAUCGCUCGUAUCACAGCUGAAAUCAGUGAGAAAUUAGGUUUAAUUGAAAAGAAUCUCGAAAAACACUAUUUUCAAGGUCCAGCUGAACGAAGGCACCAUGAGAUGCUAACUAGAUUACAAUCUUUUCCCUCAAGAGAAACAAAAGCAGUAGUUGGUUCAAUAGUUGAUGAGAAUCAUGUGUUUGGAAGACAAGAAGAUGUGCAGAUUGUUAAAAAAAUGUUGAUAUCUGAUCAAAAUUAUGGGACACAUUGUGUUUCUGUGGUUGCCAUUGUUGCUAUGGGGGGAAUAGGAAAGACUACACUUGCUCAGCUUGUGUACAAUGACCUAGAAAUAACAAAUUUCUUUGAAGUAAGAGCAUGGGUUUGUGUGUCUGAUCCACUUGAAAUUGAAAGGGUUACCAGAGGAAUUCUAAAUUCAGCUACUAGGAAAUGGUCCUCCCAUCUUGAAAACCUAGAGCCACUCCAGCGUGAACUUGAAAAUACACUAAGAGGAAAGAAAACCCUAAUUGUGAUGGACGAUUUAUGGAAUGAAAAUUUCCGUGAUUGGGAUAAAUUGCGUGUUCCCUUUAAAGUUGCAGGUGAGGGAAGCAAAGUAUUAGUGACCACUCGAAGCACUAAAGUUUCGUCUGUCAUGAACGCGACUGCAACCCAUUUUUUGAGAGGUUUGAGUGAUGAAGAUUGCUGGUCCUUGUUCAAAGAUCGUGCUUUUUCUGAUUUAGACACCAUUCCAUAUCCCAACUUAGAAGCAAUUGGUAGAAACAUUGUGAAAAAGUGUAAUGGGUUGCCUUUGGCAAUAAAUACACUUGGAGGGCUUCUUCAAGGUAAAUUAGAUGAGAAUGAAUGGGUAUUUAUCUUGGAAAGUGAAAUGUGGGACAUAGAAGAAGAUGAUGCUUUGCCGGCUCUAAGUUUGAGUUAUCAUCAUCUCCCACCUCAUCUGAAGCAAUGUUUUGCUUAUUGCUCUUUGUUUCCUAAAGAUUAUAUAUUUGAAAAGCGUUAUCUAGUUCAACUUUGGAUGGCCGAGGGGUUUAUUCAAUCUAAGCAAGUUGAAAGAAUGGAAGACAUUGGAGAGAAAUAUUUUGAGGAUCUGUUGCAUCGGUCUUUUUUCCAGCCUCGCUUCAAGGAUACAUUUGUAAUGCAUGAUCUGAUGCAUGAUUUAGCUUGCUCAGUCUCAAUGGGGAUUUGUUUCAAAUUUAACUACAAGAGAACACAUGAUAUCCGUGAAAAGGUUCGACACAUAUCAUUGCCUCACUUUCGUAGUGAUCUAUUAGAAACUAGAUCCCAUAAAUUCAGGAGGUCAUCCACAUUUCUGUGUGGGGAGACAAAGAUGCAAGGAAAUGAUUUUCCUAAUGGGUUUUUCAUAGAACUCAGUUGCUUACGUGUGUUGGUUCUUGAUGUAUCUGGGAUCAAGUCUCUGCCCAAUUCCAUUGGAAAUUUGAAGCAUUUACGGUUCUUUUUGAUUACUAGUGGUACCAUAGAAACAUUGCCUGACUCAAUAUGUGUGCUCUACAAUUUACAGGUGUUGGACAUAGUGGGUUGUAAAAAUCUUGUUGAGUUACCUAAAGAUUUAUCCAGCUUACUCAACCUCCAACAUCUACUGAUGAAAGAAAAGUGGUGGGGUAUUGGAAAUAGACCAGAAAAAAUAGGAAAAUUAACACAUCUUAAAACAAUGGCUUUUUUUAAUGUUGGGCCAAAUGCAGCAGAUAGCAUUAGAGAGCUAAGAGAAUUGGUGAGUCUCAAAGGGAUCCUUACAAUUCGGAAUCUAGAGUAUGUAAGAGAUAAUAGAGAAGCUGAGGAUGCCAAUUUGAAGAAUAAGCAGAAAAUUGAUGGGUUGAGCUUGCAUUGGAGUUAUUCUAGUGAUAAUCCAUAUUAUGGAUCUUUGGAAGAUAGAAUUUCGUGGUCUAAGCAUUGGGAUGAUGUACUGGAGACCCUAAAACCUCACAAAGGGUUGAAGAUUCUUGAAGUUGUGAAGUUCCCUGGUUUACACUAUCCAACUUGGAUGACGACAUAUUUAUUUACAUACAACAAACUGGUUUCAGUGUUGCUUGAUGGGGUUGAGAGCCAAUCCCUUCCAUGUUUGGGACAGCUGCCAUGUUUAGAAAUCCUCAAGAUCCGGAGGAUACAUAAAAUUAGACAAUUGAGUGGUGAGUUCUAUGGUGGUAUUGAUGGUAGUAAGGGAUUUCAAAGGUUGAAGAACUUGGAAUUUUUUGAUAUGGAUGGUCUGGAGGAGUGGUGUGAAUCAGAGGAUGGUGAAUUCCCUUCUCUCCAAUACUUUUGUCUCAUCAAGUGUCCCAAUGUAAAGAGACUACCUCGACUUCACCCUACUGCUGAAGAAAUGAUACUUGAAAUCCAAUCCUGCUGUAGUUUAACAUCCUUGCACUAUGGACAACAUACCUCUCUUACAGAGUUGGAUGUCAGCUACUGUGAUGGCAUUGGAUCGUUGCCCAAGGAAUUACACGAAUUCACCUCAUUGCGGACGAUGAAUAUUCUAUAUUGUUCUCCUUUGGAUGUGUUGUUUAUGGACGAAUUUCUUCCGCCAAAGCUUAAGACUCUUUCUCUAUGGGGAAUCCAGCAGCUGAAAUUCCUUGCAGAGGCUGAAGCGCCACCCAUGCUUGAAGAUUUAAAAAUCUAUUUUUGUGAUGGUCUUAAAUCCUUGCCCAGUGGAUGGCAAAAAUGUACCUCAUUGAAGUCAUUGAAGAUAGAAUAUUGUUCUCAACUGGAGUUUCUGUUUUCAGAUGGAGUGGAAGACGAGGAUUUUCCUCUCCCAGUGCUUGAGGAUAUUGAACUAUCAGGACUCCAUCAAUUGAGGUCCUUGCCUAAGGGAUUGCACAGAUGUGCCUCAUUAGAGAUGCUUUCAAUUCAUGACUGUCCUAAAUUGGAGGUGUUGUUUUCUGAUGGAGUGGAAGAAGAAGAAGAUGAAUGUCUACUCCCAGUGCUUGAGACUAUUCGCCUACAAGAACUCAAUGGAAUGAGAUCCUUGCCCAAUUUUCUGCAUAAAUUGUCUUCUCUCAAAGAAUUAUAUAUCGGUGACUGUGAAAAUCUCACCUCCUUACCAGAGGAUGGGCUUCCUGCAAGCCUUGAGCAUCUGAAAAUUACAAGGUGCAAUGCUGAUCUGAGCGAGCGAUGCCAGCAGGGAGGAGAAGAUUGGCCCAAAAUCUCACACAUACCAUCGGUAGAAAUUAGUGAAAAUAUAUACAACAGUGAAAGUAUGUAUAUAUUUGACAGUGAUUGUAUGUCCGACAGUGAGUAAAAUAACACAUUGCCCCCAAGAGUUUGGGUUGUCAGAAUUCAUAUCUUAUUUUUAUGGGCAAGAAUGUACAAGGCGAUCCAUUCCUCUCUUCCUACAACUUUCUAGGCAACAGAAUUUGUCUGCCUAACGACUAAUGAAGAAAAUUGCCUGCUGAGGAAACUGGUUGAUAGCUAUUGGAAAAUGCAAAUGACAAAAGUUGGUGAGAACAACUGAGGAUCAGCUGCAAAGGAGCAGCUGUUCAGACUUGGUUCAGCUCUUAAAAAAAUAAAUACAUGCACAACCUUCAUAGUUGAUGCUUUGGUUUCUUUACACAAGAAUUUUCUGAGUCUUGGUUACUCGAUUAAUAAUCAUUGUCCAAGAGCUCAGACAAUUAGAAUUUCAGUCAUACUUCUCAUACUCUGUUCCCAGGCGAGGGGGCAUAAAUCAAUCUACGAGAGGACCCUUCUUAUGUAGUGGGAAGGAUGGAAUUUGCUUCACAAAUAUCCAUAUUCAAGUUGAGGCGGUCCAAAGUGUCUAAUGGUCUUAUAUCUUUUCUAUGACAGUGCCCUUCCUCAUAUUGACUUUCAGCCAGCAUUUCCUGCCAUGUGGCCACAAGUGUUGGAAACUCAAGCUACUGGUGGGGCUGUGCCCAUUCUCCCUCUUCUUCCGCUAAUCAACCGGAGUAAGGAACCUUAGAAUUCACCCUAACUGUCGAUUAAAAAAUGGGAUUGGAGAGGACAAAGCUAGGGGUUUCACUGGAAAGAGAACCAUUCCCUUAUCCAUCAUUGACAAUGGGCAAUCAUCUUUUGUUUAACAUCUAGAUCCUGACACAAAUUCAGAUAUUAUUUCUCAGCUAGCGGUUAGUAUCAAAACCCUUCCCAUGCAUAAUUAUUCUGCAGAAACAUGGUCUGUUUUGCACCACCAUUGACACAUUCUGUAACUUGUCCAGAUGCACCGAGUGGAAGAUUAAUCCAUAGGACUUUCAAUUGGGUAGCAUUUCACAUCAUAGAUAAAAAACUGAAUCAAUAUCAUCAUUAGCCACAUGCUUAUUUACAUGAAGAGAUGGGUGCCCAAGGUAGUGUAUUGGUAAUGUGGUAGUUUAGUGCAGCAAACCAGAUUUUCCUCAUUUUUAUUUGAUUUAAUUUUUCUCCUGCAAUUAUUCUGAAACUUGGUACUCUCUCAUCAGCGAUUCAUUGGAUACCAACUUUACAUCUCACCAAUCAGAUAAAGCAUCGAAGUGUCUAAUGUGUUCUGCUCUAGAAGUUCUGAUUCCUUCUUUACGGAGCAAAGAGUUGUGUAGACUGGAAAGAGUUGAGUAGAUCAUUUUAUUAAGCCUAUAGAUUGUAAAUUGUAAAAUUGUAAAAAGAGGAAACUUGUAGCAGGUCACCUCAUUCAUGGUUCUCCUUUUGGAAAUGAUAAGCCUAUAUAGACGUGAAAA